AUGGUGCUCAAGACCAAACUCACUGAAAUGCUUGGCAUUCAACAUCCCAUUGUGCAAGGUGGCAUGAUGUUUGUUGGUACUGCCGAGAUGGCUGCUGCAGUGUCGAAUGCUGGUGCUUUGGGUAUUAUUACAGCGUUGACGCAACCUACGCCUGAAGCCUUACGUCAAGAAAUCCGUCGUUGCCGUACCAUGACCAAGAACCCCUUCGGCGUUAACCUGACACUACUACCAGCGAUCAAUCCGCCUCCUUAUGAAGAGUAUGCCAAGGUGAUUGUAGAAGAAGGCAUCAAGAUUGUCGAGACGGCUGGCAAUAACCCCGGCAAGUUUAUCAAGAUGUUCAAGGAUGCUGGUAUUAUUGUGCUACACAAGUGCACAGCCAUUCGACAUGCUCUCUCUGCACAAAAGCUUGGUGUGGAUGUUAUUUCCAUGGAUGGAUUUGAAUGUGCUGGUCAUCCAGGCGAAGACGAUAUUGGUGGAUUGGUGCUAUUAGCCAAGAGUGCACGUGCUUUAUCCAUUCCUUAUAUUGCUUCGGGUGGCCUUGGUGAUGGUCGUGGAUUAGCAGCAGCUUUGGCAUUGGGUGCUGAAGGCGUUAAUAUGGGAACACGUUUCAUGUGUACUGUGGAGUCACCUAUUCAUCAAAGUAUCAAGGAAGCCAUGGUCAAGGCUGAUGAAAGAUCGACAACGCUUGUGUAUCGACCUUUUCGAAAUACGGCAAGGAUUUUCAGAAACUCAGUGGCUGUUGAAGUGAACGCUCGUGAACGUAAGCCGAAUGUCAAGUUUGAGGAUAUUCGUGAAUUAGUAGCUGGUGCACGUGGACGUGUUGUCUUUGAGACUGGAGAUCCAGAAUAUGGUGUAUGGACAGCAGGUCAAGUCCUUGGCCUUAUCAAUGAUAUUCCUACGUGUGAGAAUCUUGUCAAACGCAUGGUCGGUGAUGCCGAGAGUAUUAUCAGGGAUCGAUUAGACGUAAUGGUACAACAGCCUUUUGAGAAUAGCAAGCUCUAA
Messenger RNA from Lichtheimia ornata, 1002 nucleotides. RefSeq lists its product as uncharacterized. The transcript has 3 exons. Bases 1 to 1002 code for a protein of 333 amino acids. The record is from RefSeq and is a predicted model, not a curated record. Gene Ontology annotation, molecular function: nitronate monooxygenase activity. NCBI's taxonomy places the organism in Eukaryota, Fungi, Mucoromycota, Mucoromycetes, Mucorales, Lichtheimiaceae.